AUGAGCUAUAGUCGAGACUUCAAGUACGCCAUCGGCUGGAAUCGCUUCAGUCUGGAUGUCGUGGGUGCCUGGCCUAGACGUCACGCUGGAAUUUUCCACAGAGAAAGAUCUCUGCUGUCUGCAUUAGGCAUCCUAGUUCUCAUAUUCCUACCCCAAUCAAUCAGCGUAAUCGUCCACUGGGAAAAUAUGGACGCUGUCAUCGAGUGUCUGUCUGUCAAUUGUCCAGUCUUUCUGGCAUUAGCAAAACUCCUGUUUUUCCGUUAUCGUCGAAAAGAAAUCAGAAUGUGUAUUGAUUUCAUGAGUGACCAGUGGACGAUCUCGAGAGCAUCUGAAGAACGUGAAGUCAUGAUGAGUGCAGCGAGGACCAGUCGACUGAUAUCGAUUGGAUCUGGUGUGAUCACCAAUGCUUUAUUCAUGGCCUUCAUCUUCUAUCAGCUCUACGUUGGUACUGAAAUAAAAAAACUCGAUCCAACUCAAUCAGUGGCUCUUCUGUACCCCGGAUGGGUUCCAUUUGACACCAGAAAAAUCGAAUACUUCAUACCCAUGUGGAUCGCCCAGUGCAUCACUACAUUCCUCUCGAUGACGAUCUACGCUGUAUUUGACUGCAUGAUCUCGACGAUAAUUCUUCACAUAUGCGGACAGUUAUCCGUCCUGAAACUGGCGCUGAGUGGUAUAGCUGACAGCGAAGAUCCUCGACAUCCUGAAAAAUUCAACGAGAAGUUAGCUGUCAUCGUCAAACACCACGAGCAAUUGAAUGGGUUGGUCGCGGUAAUUGAGAAUUCCUUCAAUUCCAUUCUUCUACCUCAAAUGCUCGUCUGCACCAUGACCUUCUGUUUCCAAGGUUUUGCGGUCUUCACGAACCUGUUGGAUCCCAACGCCGGGAAAAUAUCCUUCUUCCAAAUGGCGUUCCCCAUCACUUUCGUAUUCUACACUGUCCUGCAUCUGUUCAUUUAUUGCUACGUGGGAGAUGAACUACUGAUGAAGAGUUCAUCGCUUAGCUAUUCGGCGUAUCAGAGUCAGUGGUAUAAUUUAUCAGCUCUUGAAGCUCGUUCUCUACUAGUCGUGGGAUUUCAAUCAUUCAGGCCACUCCAGAUCACCGCCGGAAAAUUCUGCCCCUUUUCUCGCAAUUUAUUCAUCAAGGUUCUGAAGACAUCUAUGGGGUAUUUGUCGAUGCUUUUGACAGUCAAACAACGAAUGAGUAAUUAAAAUUCUGGGAAUUCGGGGUCAUGAUAGAAUUAGAAUGUAAAAAUAU
This is a messenger RNA of Fopius arisanus, 1252 nucleotides long. Its product is annotated as odorant receptor 22c-like. Gene Ontology annotation, cellular component: plasma membrane. The coding region runs from base 1 to 1206 and encodes 401 amino acids. Gene Ontology annotation, biological process: detection of chemical stimulus involved in sensory perception of smell; sensory perception of smell. The transcript is spliced from 8 exons. Gene Ontology annotation, molecular function: olfactory receptor activity; odorant binding. Lineage: Eukaryota; Metazoa; Arthropoda; Insecta; Hymenoptera; Braconidae. The record is from RefSeq and is a predicted model, not a curated record.